Molecule: messenger RNA, 1682 nt
Organism: Parus major (Great Tit)
Lineage: Eukaryota; Metazoa; Chordata; Aves; Passeriformes; Paridae
Gene: PHLDA3
Product: pleckstrin homology like domain family A member 3
Exons: 2
Coding region: 510-1286 (258 amino acids)
Biological process (GO): intrinsic apoptotic signaling pathway in response to DNA damage by p53 class mediator; negative regulation of phosphatidylinositol 3-kinase/protein kinase B signal transduction; positive regulation of apoptotic process
Cellular component (GO): plasma membrane
Molecular function (GO): phosphatidylinositol phosphate binding
Source: RefSeq, a predicted model, not a curated record
UGCACCCCUGCCAUGCAUCCCCAUCCCACCCCCUGCACUCCCAUCCCACACCCUGCACCCCUGCCAUGCAGCCCCAUCCCACACCCUGCCUGUUCACACGGAGACCCUGAGGCAACGCCUGCCCUCGGGCACCCCAAAAGCUCCUCCCGGGUGAAGCGGGGCUGCGCCGGGCCUGGCCGGGCUUCGCCUGGGCGUGAAGGGAGCCGGGGCGCAGGAGGGGCCAGGCGAGGCGGCAGGAAUGCGAGUGGGAGAGCGGCCGGGCAAGUAGCGACAGCUCCCGGCAUCGCGGAUCCCACACGCGGCUCGGGCGGGGAGCGGAGCCCCGGCUCGGGGCUGGCGGCCGGAAUGGGGCUCCGCACGGCUCGGCCCCUCUGAGAGCCCGAGCGGGAGUGCCGGGGGCGGCACGGGGAGCUCGGCUCCGGAGCGGAGCGGCUGCGGUUCCCCCCGCGGGUAAUGCCCGGCCGGGCCCGCACGAGGUGCUGAGGAUCCCGGGGGACCGAGGAGCAGCGAUGACCCCCGAGAAGGUGCUGAGGGAGGGGGUGCUGGAGAAGCGGAGCGGGGGGCUGCUGCAGCUCUGGAAGAAGAAGCGGUGCCUGCUGACGGAGAAGGGGCUGCAGCUCUUCGAGCCCAAGGGCUCGCGGCGCAAGGAGCUGAGCUUCGCCCGCAUGAAGGCCGUGGAGUGCGUGGAGUGGAAGGAGCGGCACAUUUACUUCACGGUGGUGAUGGACGACAGCCUGGAGAUCGACUUUCGCUGCGCCCAGGAGGACCCAGGCUGGAACGCCGAGAUCACCAUGGGGCUGGUGCGCUUCAAGAACCAGCAGGCGAUGCAGGAGUGGUGCAGCUGGACACAGCCCCGGGGGGACAGCCCAGGGAAUCGCAGCUUCCCAGGAGUCGGCUGGAGAUGGCCCUCGGCUCGGCAGGUGCUGGGGAGAACGGGAUCCCUGCGGGCAAAUGAGGUCACCGCUGUGCAGCCCGGGGACCAGGACAGGCCGGCGCUGGCGCUGGCUCUCCCCGUGCCGGGGCAGGACAGAGGCACCGCAGGAGCUGGGCUGGCACAGCCACCUCCCCUGGCACAGCAAGGGACACAGGCAGAGCCAGCCCCUGGCGCUUCAGACGAGGCAGAAGGUGACAUUCCUGCCUGGGCCCCCACCACCCUUCAUUCGGUUGACAUGUGCAGGACCUCGGUGCACUGGUGGGGACCCCAGGCCUCUCCUGCAGGACAGGGGAUGGAUGAGGCUGUGCCCGAAGGAUCCGUGCCACAGGGAGUUCUGCCUGAGCGACAGUGACACGGGGACAGAUGGAUGUGGUCGGGUCCCAGUUUUAAAAAGGGACUGGAGAUGUGCUGCUGCAGCAGGGACCCCUCAACAGGGCACUGAACCUGGCAUGGUGACACAGCCGUGCUGCUGGACAUCAUCUCACCCUGGGAUGUCCUUGGGCUGUUGGGGAAUGCUGGGGACCUCAAUUCCCUGUACCAAAAGUGUCCCUAAACAGGACUUCCAGCCUCUUAACCUGAUGUUGCUUUGAUUUGUGGGACCCCACAGGGCACAGGAGGGCACAAAUCCUGCACAGAGCUUUGCCAGUCACCCUAAACCAGGAUCCCUAAACCAGCAUCCCCCAGUCAGGCUCCAAAGCCCCCCACUCGUCACCGCUCCCGCUGUGCCCGUGUCCGCAGGGGUUCCCAC